Messenger RNA from Fonsecaea multimorphosa CBS 102226, 1107 nucleotides. RefSeq lists its product as uncharacterized. The record is from RefSeq and is a predicted model, not a curated record. Lineage: Eukaryota; Fungi; Ascomycota; Eurotiomycetes; Chaetothyriales; Herpotrichiellaceae. The transcript has a single exon. Gene Ontology annotation, molecular function: dioxygenase activity. Bases 1 to 1107 code for a protein of 368 amino acids.
AUGUCUAACAAUCCUAAUAUCCCACCAUUUGCAUCCGAUGUGCCGGUGGCCGACAUAGCGACGGUGGAUUUCGAUCUCCUGACGCAGGGCGACCCGGAACAGGCCCGGAUCCUGCUUCACUCGUGCCAGAACUACGGUUUCUUUUAUCUGUCCAACCACCACGUUGACUCUGGAUUCAUGUUCGAUCUCGCCGAUGGUGUCUUCUCGCUGCCGCUGGACGAGAAGCUCAAGUACGACAUGGGCACAACGGGCCACUACUACGGGUAUAAGCGGAGCGGGGCCAUGUUUGUCGACGACAAGGGCACCAAGGACCACAGCGAGUUCUACAACGUGUCCAAGGACGAGGUAUUGGGCGUCCCGCAGCCGCGACCGACGGUGUCGGGCCACCAUCCCCAAGUGGUGCUGGACCGGUUCGAGGAGCUCAAGACGUUUAUGAAGUCGUGCCAUAAUGUCAUCUACGCCAUCACGAGAUCCCUAGGGAAAUCGCUGGGCCUGCCGGAUGGCCUGCUCGAGUCGCUGCACGAGCUGGACAAACCCUCGGUCGACCAGGCGCGGGUCACUUGUGCGCCGCCCGUCCGACCGGCCGAGACGAUCACGCUGGGCGAGCACACGGACUUCGGCAGCGUGACGGUGCUGUUCAACCAGCUGGGCGGGCUGCAGGUUCUGGCACCCAACAAACGAGACUGGGAAUACGUGCGGCCGCGGCCCGAGUGUGCCGUAAUCAACCUGGGUGACAGCCUGAUCAAGCUGCUCGGCGGCAGACUGUACAGCGCGGUGCACCGGGUGGUCGUGCCUCCAGGCCCCCAGGGGGAAUGCAUGCGCCACAGCGUGGUGUACUUCUCGCGGCCGAACUCGAGCGUCAAGCUGCGCGAUCUGUUUCAGUAUCCCACGGAAGAGGACGUGGCGAGACUGGAGCAGUCGUCCGGUGAAAGGCUUCUGAAUGCGGAUGAGUGGGUCAAGCAGCGCGCCCACAACUGGAACACGGCGCAGUACAAGGGCAAGGAGUCGUACAAGCUGAGCCGAGGAACAGAGCACAAUCGCGAGUGGGAUUCCGAUCCCGCUGUCAAGUUGGAGCAGCAGCGUCCGAAGGCGGUCGAAGCUGUGUGA